Messenger RNA from Chiroxiphia lanceolata (lance-tailed manakin), 3538 nucleotides. RefSeq names its product fem-1 homolog C (gene FEM1C). Lineage: Eukaryota; Metazoa; Chordata; Aves; Passeriformes; Pipridae. The transcript has 2 exons. The record is from RefSeq and is a predicted model, not a curated record. Gene Ontology annotation, molecular function: protein binding. The coding region runs from base 453 to 2306 and encodes 617 amino acids.
GUCGGGGGGGGCGGCUGGGAGCGCUGUGAGGGGGAAGAGGAUCGUUCUGUGGCUGGUAUGUAUAACACGGUGGUAGGAUCAUCCCCCUCCCCCCCGAGUAGCUUUCCUCAGGGGCCACCGCGCGGCCAGGGAGAGUCCCAUGGAAUGCAGCUGGACGCCGGCGCGCCACAACAGCGACUUGUUUGGGUAUAGCCGCUGGAAAACACAAUGCGGUUACUUGUUUGCCAAAUAGGAGGUGAAAACAUUGAGAAUUCUUCCUUCUACAGAUUUAUGACAAGCACAGCCUGCGCUUCGUCAGGACCCUGUUCAGAGUCUCCAUGUUGUCCCAUCGAGAUGGGACUGAUCUGACAAGAAGCUGGGGACGUUCUGUUUGGGCUGAGCGUUUCCAUUAAGCUCUUGACUGUGAAAAAGGCAGGUCUGUAUCCUUCAGGAAGCAGAGAGGUACAGACUAAAUGGAUCUAAAGACAGCAGUCUUCAACGCAGCUCGUGAUGGCAAGCUGCGGCUCCUUUCCAAGCUACUGGCAAGCAAAACAAGGGAAGAGGUGGCCCAACUGAUGUCAGAGAAAACCAAUGGUGCCACACCACUUCUGAUGGCAGCCCGAUACGGUCACCUCGACAUGGUGGAAUACUUGUUGGACCAUUGCUCUGCGUCCAUAGAAGUUGGUGGUUCGGUGAAUUUUGAUGGCGAGACCAUCGAGGGGGCUCCGCCGCUGUGGGCAGCGUCGGCCGCUGGCCACCUAAAGGUGGUUCAAUGUCUGCUGGAUCACGGUGCAUCUGUCAACAACACGACCCUGACAAAUUCGACGCCGCUCAGAGCUGCCUGUUUUGAUGGUCACCUGGAAAUAGUAAAAUACCUUGUGGAGCACAAAGCAGACCUGGAAGUAUCAAACCGCCACGGGCAUACCUGCUUGAUGAUCUCCUGUUACAAAGGCCACAAAGAAAUUGCUCAGUAUUUACUUGAAAAAGGAGCUGAUGUUAACAGAAAAAGUGUUAAAGGAAAUACAGCGUUACAUGACUGUGCUGAAUCUGGAAGUUUGGAGAUCAUGAAGAUGCUUCUCAAGUAUUGUGCUAAAAUGGAAAAGGACGGUUAUGGAAUGACUCCCCUUCUGUCAGCCAGUGUUACAGGCCACACAAAUAUCGUGGACUUUCUGACCCAGCAUGUACAGACUAGUAAGGCUGAGCGCAUAAAUGCGCUGGAACUUCUAGGAGCAACAUUCGUGGACAAAAAGAGAGAUCUGCUUGGUGCUUUGAAAUACUGGAAGCGAGCUAUGGAAAUGAGAUACAGUGAUAGAACUAAUAUCCUGAGCAAACCGGUGCCACAAACACUAAUUAUGGCGUAUGAUUAUGCUAAAGAGGUAAACAGCUCAGAAGAGCUAGAAAAUCUUAUUGCAGAUCCUGAUGAAAUGAGAAUGCAAGCAUUAUUAAUUAGAGAACGUAUUCUUGGCCCUUCUCACCCAGACACAUCGUAUUAUAUUAGAUACAGAGGUGCUGUCUAUGCAGACUCUGGAAACUUCAAGCGUUGCAUCAACUUAUGGAAAUACGCUUUGGACAUGCAGCAGAGCAACCUUGAUCCACUGAGCCCUAUGACAGCCAGCAGUUUGCUAUCGUUUGCUGAACUUUUCUCAUUCAUGCUUCAGGAUAGGGCAAAAGGCCUGCUAGGCACUACUGUCACAUUCGAUGAUCUAAUGGGUAUACUGUGCAAAAGUGUUCUUGAAAUAGAACGAGCCAUGAAACAAACCCAGUGUCUUCCUGAUCCAACACAGCUGAACAAAGCCCUUUCCAUCAUUUUGCAUUUGAUUUGUUUGUUGGAGAAAGUACCUUGCAGCGCAGAACAGGAACAUUUUAAGAAACAGACUAUCUACAAGUUUCUUAAACUUCAGCCUAGAGGGAAGAAUAACUUCAGUCCACUUCACCUUGCUGUUGACAAUAAUACUACCUGUGUCGGUCGCUACCCAGUUUGUAAAUUCCCCUCUCUACAAGUUACUGCUAUCCUGGUGGAAUGUGGUGCUGAUGUAAAUGUCAGAGACUCUGAUAACAACAGUCCAUUACACAUUGCUGCACUGAACAACCAUCCAGACAUCAUGAAUCUUCUUAUCAAGUCAGGUUCACAUUUUGAUGCCACAAACUCCCAUAAACAAACUGCUAGUGAUUUGCUGGAUGAGAAGGAAAUAGCAAAAAAUUUAAUCCAGCCCAUAAAUCAUACUACUUUGCAGUGUCUUGCUGCUCGUGUAAUAGUGAAUCAUAACAUAUCCUAUGCAGGGCACAUCCCUGAAAAACUGGAGAACUUUGUUUUGCUUCAUAGAUGAUAGUGUAGUGUCCCAGAGCACUGGUUUUGAAGCACGACUUGGUGAUAAUAUUUUCUUUGAGCACUGUUGUGAUACACCAGCGUUCCCUUAGCUUGCUCCAUUUUGCUCUCAUUGGCUAAAGUGUUGUUAGCAUCAGAUCUGCAGAGUUGGUUACCCAGUAUUUAAUAUGAAUAUGCCAUAUAAUAUAUUUUGUGGAUUAUUUAGAAAUGUAAUGCCAUAUCUAGACUUUCAAAUUGUCUGCCAAAGGCUUGUCUUUUCUGGUCUUAUUUGCCUGUUGAGUGUUUGGGACUGAGACGAGUAUUUUCCACUGAUGUCUUUCUACUGUAAUUGUCAUGUGGAUUUUAUACAGUUGGAAGGUCAUCUUUUUUUGGUUUUGCUUGAGCAUUUCUACUCUUACUCUCUUCUUUUUCUAUGGACUCAUUGCUAAACUGUACAAGUUGUAUGGACUUGUUAACAUUUGCAACUACCAUAAGUGCUUUUAUCUUCUCUAUGCACUGGCUUAAACAUGACUGUUGUGUGUGAGCAUAUUUCUAUGCAGCACUUGGCCAAUUUCAACUUAAAUGCCAAUUUUGUUUUGCAGUUUGUUUGGAGCUCUUUUGAGAAUGCUGUCUUCUUAGCAUGAUGAAUUUUGGAGUUAUUUAUCAGCUCUCCAAACUUGGGUUUGACUUUUUUGACUGCUGUAACUGAGAUUGCUUUCAUCUUGUUCCUCUGGAAAUUUGUCCUAAAUUUGGGAAAAGAAAAUCUUGCUUUUUCUGAUUGUAGUCCACUUGAACUUUAAAUCUGAAAAUUGUUCUAUUGCAUCGUGCAGCUGGGGGAAGAGUCCUCCUUAUGUACAACUGACACCUUCCCCCUUGCACUAAUGUCUUGCUUGUGCUGAUUAUGUGACUAGAUGUGAAGUUUGCUCAGAGUUUAACCUCAAACCUUAAUGAUACACUUUAACGAGAAGUAGUUCAAAUAUAUGCUGUACUUUAAAAUCUGCAAAUCUACAGAAGAAACUAAAGCAUGUUUGUGGCAUGAUGCUUAUCAGUCCAGAUCUAGACAUCACCUAGUAUAGUAAGUGGCUGUCUGCCAGGAUAUUGGAAAUUCUAUAACAGUGUCCUUUUUUCUUCUUUUUAAGUAUCUUUAGAAAUACUUGCAUGGAUUUUUCAUCUCUACUGUGUCAGCUCUACUUAACAAAAGCGGAAGUUCUGUUGUGUAUAUAGCUCCUAAUUAAAGUACAUAUUUUUAUAAUA